GCUAGGAAGCGAGGCUCGGAGGGGAGAGAGAGCGGACCUGUCCCAGGUCAUCACAUCCAUCAGGGUCCGUCUAGUAGGAGCCGGAGAAUGCCUGGGGAGGCACCCCCUACAACAGAACACCCAGAAACAUCGGGUAUGGUAGAUCCAGAAGGCAACCAUGAUGCUGGUGGUUCGACAUCCAACUCUGCACACCCCUCUGUUGGUGCUCACGGGGACAUGGCACCACGAAAAGUUCAGUCUUUGUUUCAGAUCAACCGUCAAGACAUUCAGGCUGUGGACUCAGAGCAGCAAGCAUUGGAAUUGCAGGGAUUGGGACUGGCAGUAUACGACCAGGAGGUGUUAGAAGCUGGAGUACUGCAGCAGGUAGAUAAUGCCAUCAAUGCAGCCAAUCAAGCUGCCCAGCUUGCAGAAGCCGAGAAGGAGCAACAUGAACUCUUGGACGAACUUCGCUCAUGUGUCACUUCUUUGCGACAAAUUAAUAAGAUCAUUGAUCAGCUCACACCACAAGCUGCCACCUGCAAAGAAAUCGGUCGUAAGCUGGACUCUGUGAAAAGACAGAAACAUAACAAGGAGCAGCAGCUCAAGAAAAUUAAAGCAAAGCAAAGACGCCUUAGAGCAAUUUUGGGGGGCAGCCAGCAGGAUAUCGAUCAUGAAGAAGGACUUGAAGGAGAACCAGAGGAUGAUGUACCAACUACCUCUUUGGGAAGUAUGUUGAUGCCAUCUCAAGAGUCUGAAUGGGAAGAAUUGAUUCGUACUGGACAGAUGACACCGUUUGGCACCAAGAUCCCUCCAAAAGAAGAGCGCAAGCCUCGAAAGCUGAUGUUGAAUGAUUCGUCAGACUUUGAAAAAUACCUUGCAGAUCAGGCAGAGAUGGCAGCCCAAAGGAAGCGUCCAUUGACUCCUAAAAAAAAGAAGGGUCCUGUUAUCUGUAAAAGCACAUUAGAAAUGUCAGUAGGGAAGAAGAAAGUUGCAUCACCACCUGCAGAUAAAAGGUUACAAAAAAGAAUGAGAAAGCUGCAAAAGAAUGCCUUACAUACCCAGUUUCGGGCAGGAAUUCCAUGCAAAAAGUCCUUUCCCUCUCCUAAAGAUGGCAACCAAGGAGAUGAGAGUGAGGGAUCUGUAUACACUCCUGAGGAGAGAGAGGAGAGCAUGGAGGAGGAUUGGCUUCCUGAUGGGCCAGACUCUGACUACGAGCUGAAACCGUUGGUGCCGAAAGUAGGAGUAAAACGGCCAAGAAAUAAGGGCGUGGACCCCGAGUUCCUUCCAAGCUCUGAAGAAGAUGAGGAUGAAGGAAUCUCAAACUCAGGGAAAAAAAGACUUUACAAAGAUGAUGGCAAUGUCAAAUUGUUCAAACAACGAUUGAGGCAUUGGCAAAAACAGCGUACCAAGGAGAUGGAACAGCGGGCUGCAGACAAUGAGUCGGAAGACAGUGAUGUGGAGUUUGAUGAAGGUUUCAGAGUUCCUGGUGAUCUUUGGAAGAAGUUGUACAAGUACCAGCAAACAGGUGUUCGGUGGCUCUGGGAGCUGCAUUGCCAGCAGGCAGGGGGCAUUCUGGGAGACGAGAUGGGAUUGGGUAAAACCAUCCAGAUAAUUGCCUUUCUGGCAGGGUUGAGCUACAGCCGGAUGAGGACGCGUGGCUCUGAUUACAGGUAUCAAGGACUUGGACCCUGUAUUAUUGUGUGCCCUGCCACUGUAAUGCACCAGUGGGUCAAAGAGUUCCAUGCUUGGUGGCCACAGUUCCGUGUUGCAGUGCUUCAUGAAACUGGAAGCUUCGCUGGCAAAAAGUCACGAUUAAUUGGAGAGGUGGGAAAUAGUUCCGGUAUCCUCAUUACCUCUUAUUCAUACGUGCGCCUGAUGCAGGAGGAGCUGCAGAGGUACCACUGGCACUACAUCAUCUUGGACGAGGGACAUAAGAUUCGCAACCCAAAUGCAGCUGUGACAAUCGCAUGCAAACAGUUCCGUACUCCUCAUCGUAUCAUCCUGUCUGGGUCCCCUAUGCAAAACAACCUACGGGAACUGUGGUCCUUGUUUGACUUUGUAUUCCCAGGAAAACUUGGCACUCUACCUGUAUUCAUGGAGCAAUUCUCGGUCCCCAUCACUAUGGGCGGAUAUUCCAAUGCAUCACCAGUCCAGGUAAAAACUGCAUACAAGUGCGCAUGUGUGCUACGUGACACCAUCAACCCCUAUCUCCUGCGACGGAUGAAGGCUGAUGUUAAGAUGAGCCUCUCCCUCCCAGACAAGAACGAGCAGGUUCUGUUUUGUCGUUUGACUGAUGAGCAGAGACAAGUGUACCAGUCCUUCAUCGACUCCAAGGAAGUCUACGGUAUACUGAAUGGAGAUAUGCAGGUAUUCCCUGGACUCAUCGCCUUGAGGAAAAUCUGUAAUCACCCAGAUCUGUUCUCAGGAGGGCCCAAGAUUCUGAAAGGAACCAGAGAAGAAGAUUUGGAAGAGCAUGAACAGUUUGGAUUUUGGAAGCGCUCUGGCAAAAUGAUAGUGGUGGAGUCACUUCUGAAGAUUUGGCAUCGCCAAGCACAUCGCGUUCUACUUUUCAGUCAGUCUCGGCAGAUGUUGCAGAUCCUUGAAGUGUUUUUAAUGCGGAAUGGCUAUUCCUACCUCAAGAUGGACGGUACCACAACCAUUGCAUCCCGACAACCUCUCAUUACAAAGUUUAACGAGGACCCUUCGCUAUUUGUCUUCCUUCUCACCACCAGAGUCGGGGGCCUCGGUGUGAACUUGACUGGAGCUAACAGAGUCAUCAUAUAUGAUCCUGAUUGGAAUCCUAGCACUGACACUCAGGCUCGAGAGAGGGCCUGGAGGAUUGGACAGAAGAAGCAGGUGACUGUAUAUAGACUGUUAACUGCAGGAACCAUUGAAGAAAAGAUUUAUCACAGACAAAUCUUCAAGCAGUUCUUGACCAACCGUGUGCUGAAAGACCCAAAGCAACGGCGCUUCUUUAAAUCCAAUGACCUGUACGAGCUAUUCACCCUGAGCAGUCCAGAUGCCAACCAGGGCACAGAGACAAGUGCCAUAUUUGCAGGAACUGGUUCUGAUGUUCGGGUCUCUAAGCAUUCUAGUAGAAAUACUUUGCCAAAUUCUGACCCAGAUCCUCAAAAAGACCCACCCAACUCUACUGGAAGUGUCUUUUCACCUAGUGACCAACCAACAACUUCCAAUGGGAUUUCCUCUCACUGCCAAGACACUACUGCUAAUGGUGCUUUUAAAAAAACUGGCAAGUCAGAAACAGACACCAUAGGGAAAAGCAAACAAGAUUCCCUGCCAGUCUUGCCUGAAAAUAGCCACCGUAAACACAAAGAAAAGACGAAACACCGGGGCAAGGCAUCCAAAGUCAAAAAGAGACUGAAGGAUGCUAAGUUUGAUGGUGAGAGAAUAUCUCACCUGGUAAAACACAAGCCAUACCAGAAAGAGGAGAAUGAAUUUGACGAUCGGCGAACAAAUGAUGAUUAUGUGUUGGCAAAGCUUUUCAAAAAGACUGGAGUGCACAGUGUUAUGAAACAUGAUGUUAUUAUGGAUGCUUCUAAUCCGGACUUUGUGCUGGUGGAGGAGGAAGCAAGUCGAGUUGCCCAGGAGGCUCUUAGAACCUUAAAGAUCUCUCGUCAGCGUUGUCAUGCAGCUACCUCAGGAGUCCCAACAUGGACUGGAUCAAAUUCUAGAGCAACCUCGGGAAUCAAGAAAAGGUUUGGACAGAAAAAGAAUCCUUUGUUGCAGACACCUGAGGUUCCUGUCAAAUCACAACAAGACAAAUGCAAGGAUGCCAAAGUCUUAAAGCAACAGGACAGGACUGUAGAUGAUGCUUCUUUGCACUUUAGUGGAGAUAUCAAUACUGCAGAGUCCACGUCUGCCACACUCUCUUCCUCAUCACUUCUUUCCCGCAUGAAAAAAAGGAACAAUCUACUGCUCCCCGUCACAGAAGACCAAGAUACAGGAGCGAGUACAUCGCUGCCAGACCCCACUGAGCAUGACGAGCUGCUGACAGACAUGAGAAACUUUAUUGCCUUCCAGGCAAGAGAGGAUGGGGAAGCUAGCACACAAGAGGUAUUACACGAGUUUGAGAACAAACUUUCCAAAAAACAAACGUGUGUCUUUCGAGAACUGUUACGUCAUCUCUGUACCUUCCACAGAAAGAGUAACAGUACAGGCGUUUGGAGACUGAAGCCUGAAUUCCGCUAGAAAUUCCUGAAAGGGGCAAAAAAAGUUAAAGGUGCAAUACUUUAAAACCUUUUUAUACUGAUAGGUCAAUAGUGAGCAACUUCAAAGACAGAAGCUAGGUAGGUACCAACGCAGUUAAGUAAUAUUCACCACCCAUUGCAAGGAGAGAGUGUAUUCUUCCUAAACUGAUAGGGAAUCAUGGUUUUCUGUAGUGGCAGUAAGAGUUUGUAUAUGUGAAAAUGGGGCCAUUUGUUAAUGAUUUUAAAUCAGUGGACUGCUGCUAUCACUUGGGUUUAUCUGCUUAUCUGCAGUCUAAUGAAAAUUCAGAGAUGAUAUUGGUAGCAUUAACUACAGAAAGGAGUAGGCAAUCUUUGACUUUCCCAACUCUAAAUAAAUUACAUAUCCCAUAAUAAAAAUUGUUGUUUGCAAAGAAUCAUGGGAGAUGUAGUUUAGCAGUUGCUGAACAUCAGAUGCUGUUGAUAUCAACUGACCAUUCUUGUAUUAAUUGCGUGUAAAUGAGUUGAGCGGUCAAAUCUACAUGUCUGUUCAAUUCUUUUCCUUCUGUUAUUUAUGUAUUUUUUUAUUUAUGUGUCCAGGACUAUGGCAUUUAGAUAAGUCAUUUAUUUUUACUCAUUUAACCCAUCCAAGACUACAUGCAUAUUGCUCCUUGCUCUGUCUCCUUCUGCUCAACUAUUGGCCCUGCUUGAAGUUACUUCCACAAGCUGCGCAGUCCUACCCCAUGAUGCCUAAAUGCUGGCUUCAUGGUUAGGUCAUCAAAGUCAGAACUCCAUUCCUUUAUUCCCGCUGCAAGCCCUUUUCACGCUUUGGUGAGGAUAUAUAUAUAUAUAUA
Molecule: messenger RNA, 5017 nt
Organism: Pelobates fuscus (common spadefoot toad)
Lineage: Eukaryota; Metazoa; Chordata; Amphibia; Anura; Pelobatidae
Gene: ERCC6
Product: ERCC excision repair 6, chromatin remodeling factor
Exons: 21
Coding region: 88-4188 (1366 amino acids)
Biological process (GO): transcription-coupled nucleotide-excision repair
Cellular component (GO): nucleus
Molecular function (GO): ATP-dependent chromatin remodeler activity; ATP binding
Source: RefSeq, a predicted model, not a curated record